ACUAGUUGCAAUUUCUAAACGUAUAUCAACUAACCUCAAAGUUGUGUUUAAUGUAGUAUUGUUUUGAAACACCGAAAUAAUAGAAUUUACUUUGAAUACAUCAUUAGGCUAGCUAAAAUAUAGUACAAUGGCUUCAAAGGAAGGAGGCGACAAAGGAAAGUCUUCUCAGGGUGCGGGAGACAAUAAAGAGAAGAGAAGGAAGGAGUCCAUCCUAGAUUUAAGUAAAUACUUAGAGAAGAGCAUUCGUGUAAAAUUCGCUGGCGGUCGAGAGGCGGCGGGAAUUCUGAAGGGAUACGAUCCUCUUUUGAAUCUUGUAUUGGACAAUACUACAGAAUUUCUAAGAGAUCCUGAUGACCCGUAUAAACUAUUGGAUGAUACCAGAGCACUAGGACUGGUGGUUUGCCGAGGAACUUCAGUUGUUCUAAUAUGUCCCAUGGACGGCAUGGAAGCCAUACCUAACCCUUUCAUCACCCAGGAAGGGUAAAACAUUUAAAUUAACUUGUCAAUUUAUGUUUAAGGUGUAAUUAUAAAUUAAGUAAACAAUAUUAAAACAA
Helicoverpa armigera (cotton bollworm) is the source of this 554-nucleotide messenger RNA. RefSeq names its product Like Sm 7 (gene LSm7). Gene Ontology annotation, molecular function: RNA binding. Gene Ontology annotation, cellular component: spliceosomal tri-snRNP complex; U2-type prespliceosome; Lsm1-7-Pat1 complex. Gene Ontology annotation, biological process: nuclear-transcribed mRNA catabolic process; mRNA splicing, via spliceosome. The transcript is spliced from 3 exons. The record is from RefSeq and is a predicted model, not a curated record. Bases 128 to 484 code for a protein of 118 amino acids. Lineage: Eukaryota; Metazoa; Arthropoda; Insecta; Lepidoptera; Noctuidae.